Molecule: messenger RNA, 1596 nt
Organism: Aspergillus nomiae NRRL 13137
Lineage: Eukaryota; Fungi; Ascomycota; Eurotiomycetes; Eurotiales; Aspergillaceae
Product: flavin-containing monooxygenase
Exons: 4
Coding region: 1-1596 (531 amino acids)
Molecular function (GO): NADP binding; N,N-dimethylaniline monooxygenase activity; flavin adenine dinucleotide binding
Source: RefSeq, a predicted model, not a curated record
AUGGAUCAAAGUAAGGAAGUCAUCAUCAUUGGAGCUGGCAUCUCCGGCUUGGGAAUGGCCAUCCAGCUGAAACGGCUGUUGGGCCAUGAUAACUUCACCAUCUACGAGAAAUCCGACAAUAUUGGCGGAACAUGGUGGCACAAUCGCUACCCUGGAUGUGCCUGCGAUAUCCCUAGCCAUUUUUAUUCAUACAGCUUUGCACUAAAACAUGACUGGACUACGAUGUUUCCUGGUCGUGAUGAGCUCCAUCAGUACUUCUUCUCUGUUGCCGAAAAGUACGACAUACUCCCCCACUGUCGGUUCAACGCUAUGUGUGUCAGUCUAGCCUGGGAUAAUCCACGUUCCCUAUGGACUUGUACCUUCCAAGACACGAUCUCUGGAGAAAUCUUCAAGAAAGAGGCCCCUGUCGUGGUCAGCGCUAUUGGGACGCUUGGCCGGCCUUACAUUCCAAAUAUCAACGGGUCGGAGUCGUUCCAGGGGGAAGUCUUUCAUAGUGCAAGGUGGAACGACUCCUUUAACCCCGCGGGGAAGAAGAUUGUGGUCCUUGGCAAUGGAGCCUCUGCUACUCAAUUUGUUCCCGAGCUAGUCAAGGAUGUUGGGCCUAAGGGCACGGUAACGCAGUUUGUACGGAGUGCCCAUUGGUGGACCAAGCGGGGUAAUCCGCAAUACUCGGAAGGCUUCAAGCUUGUCCUGAAGCAUGUUCCCUUCGCAGCGAAGGUCUACCGUAUCAUUCUCGCAUGGCAACUAGAAAGAGUCUUUUCUUCGUUCUACAUGAACAGCAAUGGCGCUGCUAUGCGACAAAAGAUCCGUGAUGCUACCUACUCGUUCAUUGAAAGCGACGCGCCGCCCCAGUACCAUGAAAUCCUCAAGCCAAAAUAUGAGCCUGGAUGCAAACGUCGAGUCAAUACCGCUUCCUACAUGGCUUGUUUACACUCUCCACAGAUGCUAUUGACCGAUAAUUCUGUGGUGAAGGUAGGCCCGGACUACGUGGAGACCAAAAGUGGAGUCCGUCAUGUAGCUGAUGCAAUAAUCUACGCUACGGGCUUCCAAACUCAGAAGUGGCUAUUUCCCAUGCAGAUUAAUGGAAUUAACGGUAAGGAUUUACACCAAGUCUGGGAUGCUGCCGGCGGCGCCGAGGCGUAUAAAGGUACCGUGGUGAGCGGGUUUCCCAAUUUCUUCAUAUUGUACGGUCCGAAUGCUGCAACUGUUCUGAAGGGCAAGGCCGACUCGAUUAUGGUCAGAUCUGAAGCGCAACAACGAGACCUAUCCUGGGUCCAUGACAAGUUGAGCCAUCUUGUGUUCAAUAGCGGCUGCCAGAGCUGGUGGAUGGAUCCAGUGACCAGGAAGAAUACCUUCAUUUACCCCGACCCUAUGUACAAGUAUUGGCUUCGUACGAUUUUACCGUCCUGGCCUGACUUUGAUUUACUGAAGAACGGAAAAAGGCGCAGCAGCUGCGGCCAGAUGCUCUCCAUGGGAGUGUUUUUAAUGGGUCUGGCAGCUUUUACUGUCACUAAUUCUUCGGAUGUCCAAAUACUGAUAGAGAAGGCCUCUAGCUGGUUGCUAUCAAUGUUCAUCGAUCUUAACCGCAAGUUGUGA